CUGUUUGCGCAGCAGCUGCGGCGCAGCCCGAACGCAGAACAUGGAAGUGAAUUAAUAAGUCGACUGUCGCCCACUUGCUGUUGCGACCGGCAAGAAUUCGACGUUAAUCGGCCCGAAUUUGCUUCCCAACUUCUUUGGGUGGAAAAAGCCACGACGCGUGAAUUUGAUUGUCGCAAGCCGCAAGAGGGAAAAGUUGCACCUGUCAGCAUGUUCAGCGCAACCUCUAGAGCCAAAGGUGUUGGACGUCACUUCAGCAAGGAGGGACCAUGUCGAGCGACGAUAGCCGAGACUCAGAUGUCUUAGAAGUUGUGCGGCCCAGUUCAAAAAAGAAAGAAAACUCGAGCGAUGUUGUUUGUCUGGACAGCGACUCGGAGGAACCAUCUAAUGGUGAUCAGCAGCAGGGUCUAGUGCGUGAGUUGGCACAGGUGGAGGACGAGUUAAAGGACGUCGGCAGACAGUUCCAGCGACUCAAACAGCGACAGGCGGCGCUCGCCAGCAGAAAGGAGCAGAUCGGCGAUCAGCUUUUGCACCUCCAGUCCAAGACGCUCGCCCAGAAAGACUGGUCGGGCACCAACUUUGAAUGGUCCGAACAAGUGCAGCAGCAGUUGAGGGAUGUCUUCAAGAUCAAGAAAUUCAGGCACCUGCAGCUGUCGGCUGUGAACGCCACUUUGUCCAAGCAGGACUUGAUUCUUGUUAUGCCCACUGGAGGAGGCAAGAGCCUAUGUUACCAACUGCCGGCCCUCUUGUCUCCAGGCGUGACUUUGGUCAUCAGUCCGCUGAUCUCGUUGAUGGAAGACCAGGUUAUGCAAGUGCGCAAACUUGGUGUUGGUGCUGAAAUGCUCACUGGCUCGACCAAGCGAGAGGAGAACACGCGAAUCAAGAAUCUGCUUUUGAAAAAAUCAGGAGACGAAGAUUUGAAGCUGCUGUUUGUGGCACCAGAGAAGCUUGCCAAGAACAAGAGUUUUAUGUCAUUGUUGCAGACACUGCACAGGUCUGACAGAAUCGCGCGAAUUGCCAUUGACGAGGUGCACUGCUGCUCCGACUGGGGCCACGACUUUCGACCUGAUUACACUUUCCUUGGGGUGCUUAGGGACCUUUUCAGUGAUGUGCCCAUUCUUGGCCUAACAGCCACCGCCAGCAACAAGGUCGUCACAGACGUUCAGAAGAUCUUGAACUUGCAGGGCUGCCUGGUGCUCAAGGCACCUUUCAACCGACCAAAUCUCUACUACGAAGUUCGACACAAGACUUCGGUCCUCAAGGAUUGGCUUGAAGAGGUUGUGGAAUUACUGAAGGGCGAAUUCAAAGGGCAAUCGGGAAUCAUCUACGCCUUGUCCAUCAAGGACACCGAGGAGUUGGCAUCGGGUCUGCGUGAACGGGGGAUCAAAGCAGGAUGGUACCACGCAAGCAUGAGCCCCGAGUUGCGCUCGAAGGCGCACACACAGUGGCUUGACGGCAAGUUGCAGGUGGUAGUGGCAACAACCGCUUUUGGCCUUGGCAUUGACAAGCCAGACGUGCGCUUCGUGCUGCACCACAGCCUGUCCAAGUCAAUCGAGAACUACUACCAGGAGAGCGGCCGCGCCGGACGAGACUCGCAGCCUGCCAAGUGCAUUCUUUACUUCCGCUUUGCCGACUACUUCCGGCUCAGCACCCUUGUCUUCAGCCAGCAGACUGGCCUGCAGAAGCUGCAGUGCAUGCUUGCUUAUUGCACGGAGCCAAGCAAGUGCCGCCGAGAGAUUGUCGCACAGCACUUCAGCGACUCGUGGGGCCCCUCAGACCUGUGCCGGUAUAUGUGCGACCACUGUCUGCACCCUACCAACUGCCAGGAGGUUGACGUCACCAAGCACUGUGUCUCAGUCUAUCGCCUUGUCAGGAACGCCCUUGAAAAUGAAACCAGGCUUACCUCAAACAUGCUAUUUGACUUGUGGUACGGAAAAGGUAAAGCUUCUUUGCGACUGAAAGACAUUCCAACUCCUGCACACUCGCGUGAGUACAUGGAAAAGGUGUUGGCGCACCUGAUCGCCGAAGGAUUUGUGAAAGAAGAUUUCAACUUCACUGCGUACUCGACCACGAGCUACCUGAAAAUUGACACCGCCGGCCAACGCAAGUUAGACGCCGGGUACCGAAUUAAGUUGCGCAUCGCCGCAAAGAGGCCCUCCUCUUCUACCCCCGCGUCAGCCCCCGAGGCCAAGAAGCCCAAGGCUUAG
Molecule: messenger RNA, 2204 nt
Organism: Neocloeon triangulifer
Lineage: Eukaryota; Metazoa; Arthropoda; Insecta; Ephemeroptera; Baetidae
Product: ATP-dependent DNA helicase Q1-like
Exons: 6
Coding region: 267-2204 (645 amino acids)
Biological process (GO): double-strand break repair via homologous recombination
Cellular component (GO): cytoplasm; chromosome
Molecular function (GO): four-way junction helicase activity; 3'-5' DNA helicase activity; nucleic acid binding
Source: RefSeq, a predicted model, not a curated record